GUUCGGCUACACUGAAUUUAUUAGUUUUAAUCUUAAUAAAUAUUUUGAUAGUUAAAUAAUUUUUUAUCAUUGAAAGAACACGCGAACAAGCUUUUCAACACCCUUACCGGAUUUUUUAUUUAAAAUGGCUAACGCUUCGCCAACUAGUUUGUAUUCUGGUACUAACAACCAAGAGGAGGAUGCGGAGCCAAAAUUUAAGUACCAACGCCUUGCAAACGAUAUGAAAAACAUACUCAACGCUGACGUCAUUACAUGCGCUGCUGUACAUUUGAAGUUUCUUAUAUUUGGCACUUUCCGAGGACGAGUCUAUUUAGUUGACCAUCAAGGAAAUUUGGUCAACUCGAAUCUGAGAAAUAGCGAACGGAAUCAUCAGAUCGCAGUUAACAAUGUUGAUGUAGAUGCUAGAGGCGAGUGUAUGGCCACAUGCUCCGACGACGGAAAAGUCAACAUAACGGGUUUUUUUAACUGCGAUAACAACAUAAAUUUAAUUUUUGGCAAAUUUAUAAAGGCUGUUGCGUUAGACCCCGAUCCUAGGGCUGGCCAUAGGCGAUUCAUAGUCGGACAUGACAAACUCGUCUUGUACGAGCGUAAUCUCCUUAAAAAUCUUAGAUCAACUGAGUUGUGCUCAGUCGAAGGCAAUGUUCUGUCGAUCAGCUGGCAUGGGAGCUUGGUUGCUUGGGCGAGUCAUAUUGGUGUCCGCGUCUACCACUUAAAAGACAAACGCUCGCUUGGGUUAAUUAAAUGGGAGGUUCCUUCCCAGGGGCGCCUGGAAAACUAUCACUGUCAUCUACGAUGGUCCAACGAGUUUACUCUGUUAAUUGGUUGGGUGGACACUAUACGAAUUUGCGAAAUUAGCAAGAGAAAAUCAGUCGAAACUUCAGCUAAUAAUUAUCCUGGUUACGUUGUGGAUCCAGUCUCAACAUUUCAAACUACUUUUUACAUAUGUGGACUUGCUCCACUAACUGCCAAACAAUUAGUGGUGCUUGGCUAUCGCAAAGAAAGAAGCACUUCUUUCAAAGCUCUGCGCCCCGUGUUGUGCGUUAUUGAAUACAAUGUUAAUAAGAGCGAAGAGGUAUGCACAGAUAGUUUGACUUUGCGGGGAUUCGAGGAGUACACCGUAAAUGACUACAGUCUGGGCAGCAUUAUCGAAGAGAACCGCUUCUAUAUUGUGGCCCCUAAGGACAUUGUGGUAGCUAGUCUAAUUGAAAAUGACGACCGGUUGGAGUGGUUGAUCAAGCACAGAGCUCUCCUUUUUAUUUCCUUUAAUUUAAACAGUAAAUUCGAGGAGGCAAUAGAACUGCUUGCCACUCAUGGCGGUAGCGUUCCCGUUCACUCCAUAACCAGACUUUACAUUAGCCAUUUAUUGGCGCUCAAGCAAUAUGAGGACGCUGCAAAACUGUGCCUGCGAAUGCUGGGGAAAAAUAAAGUCCUUUGGGAAGAAGAAAUUUUUAAAUUUGUAAAAUGUCAGCAGCUACGCACCGUUAGUGCUUAUCUGCCGACAUCCGACGAAUGCCAACUCGAUCCUCACGUGUACGAGAUGGUUUUGUACGAAUUUCUAAAGUUCGAUGUAAGCGGAUUUCUAAAUCUUAUUAAGGAAUGGCCAUCUCACCUGUACGACGGCCUGGCUGUUAUUAACGCCAUACACGAUAACUUUCGUAAGCAACACGCUGAUCAUUUGCUCGAAUCCUUGGCUCUUCUAUAUUCAUAUCAGGGUGAUUUCGAAAGCGCCCUUCGAAUGUAUCUAAAGUUACAGAACAAGGAUGUCUUUCAAUUAAUACGCCGCUAUGAACUUUACGAUGCCAUUCCAAAAUUAAUUAUACCAUUAGUUCAAUUGGAUCGUGAACGUGCCUUUGAAAUACUUCUAGAUAAGAACAAGAUAAAGCCAGCAGUCGUUGUCCAUCAGCUGGAGCACACUCCAGAGUAUCUAUACUGGUAUUUGGACUCUUUGCAAAAAGUGGAUACCAAUAAUGCAUAUCAAAGUAAAUUGGUUUCCUUGUAUGCGAAGUAUGAUCGAAACCAACUUUUGCCAUUUCUUAUGCGUUCAAAGGAAUACGUAAUUCUGGAGGCGUUGACCAUAUGCAAACAAGAAGGGUAUUAUCCAGAGAUUGUCUACUUACUUGGUUGCAUGGGCGGAGUGGAAGCGGCCGAAGCAUUAAAUAUUAUUAUUCAUAGAAUUAAUGACAUAGAAAUGGCUAUCGAGUUUUGCAAGGAACAUGAUGACAACGACUUAUGGCAUCAGCUUAUCAAUGAAACUACCGAACAACCCGAAAUUGUAGCCAAAGUCUUAGACGGCAUUGUGGACUAUGUGAACCCCGCCGUGGUUGUUAGCCAAAUUAAAUUGGGCCGGACAAUUCCGAACCUGCGAAAAUCGCUUAUUAAAAUGCUGUGGCACUACAAUCUCCAAGAGCAAACAUUAUCUUUCGCCCAUAAGAUUCAACUGGAAGACUAUUUUGAUACCCAUUCCGAGGUGGUUACACUGCACAGACGUGGUCAGCAAGUAUUCUGCGAAAAACUAUGCCUUUUAUGUCAACGCCCAGUAAUAAUGAAAAAUACUGCUUAUAAUUGUAUCAUCGGAUUUAAGUGUGGCCACGUGUUCCAUAAGUUGUGCAUACAAGGCAUUCCUGCCGACAAACGCUGCAAAGAGUGUAAACAGUGGGCCAACGAUCUAGAUUUGGAAGAAUAAGUUUAAAGUGACAUCACAGCAGUUUUCUCCUUGCUUGGUUACUAACCAUUUGUCUUUGUAAUGUAUUUAGCGUUCUGUGUUAUGAUCACGUCUUGUGUAGGUACCAUUACAGAAAAUUUCUGAAAAUAAACUAAAAUAGAACAAAAAAGAAAA
This is a messenger RNA of Drosophila biarmipes, 2836 nucleotides long. Its product is annotated as vacuolar protein sorting-associated protein 41 homolog. Gene Ontology annotation, cellular component: late endosome; HOPS complex. The transcript has 12 exons. Bases 125 to 2683 code for a protein of 852 amino acids. Gene Ontology annotation, biological process: macroautophagy; vesicle-mediated transport; protein targeting to vacuole. Lineage: Eukaryota; Metazoa; Arthropoda; Insecta; Diptera; Drosophilidae. Gene Ontology annotation, molecular function: protein binding. The record is from RefSeq and is a predicted model, not a curated record.